AUGUCUCGGCCGCAGUUGCCUUUCGUCUUCGGGGCUGCCCAAAUUAUGUCCACGAUGGAGUCGGUCAUGGCCCGGUUUGAGCAAAUGCACGAGACGAUGAUCCGAACUGUGACUCCGUCAAACGCCUUCUUCGCCAACACAUUCGAGCCAUGGGCCCGUGUUUCCAACGAGACCGAGGCUGACACGGGUAUGAUCCAGCUGCUGGGCUAUGUGGCUGCCGACAAGGAGACAAGAGACGCCGCGGAUAAGGCGCAGAGAUUGCUCGGCUUCGCCCACGCGGCGUGGAUGGCGAGGUCAGAUCUCUUUGUUUUGCUGAAGGCGGCGGCCGAGAGAGAUGAGAUGCUUGAUCCAGAGUCCAGGCAUUGGAUGGAAGCUAAGCUGCGAGACUUUACUACAUGUGGACAUGGUUCACUUGACGAAUCAACCAUGCAUGCAUAUAUCAGACAGCUCUCCGACAUCGAGGACCUGAAGUACAGAUACAACAGAAAUCUGAUGGAAGAGAACGGGGGCUUGUGGAUGGAUCGACAAGAUUUGGACGGAGUCCCAGAGAAUGAGCUGCAGAAAUUGAAGCGAGAUGGAGGCGUCAACGAAGGAAAGUACUUCGUGCCGUUUGCAAAUGGUGGCGCCAAGAUCGUCCUGAGCUACGCCUGCAAAGAGAGCGCCCGCAGAAAGAUUUUCCUUGCGGAAGAGGCCAAGGUACCUGAGAAUAUGAAACUGCUUCAAGAGAUAACAUGUCUCCGCGACGCGCAGGCCAAGUUACUCGGAUACAAGAGCCAUGGAGAAUUUCGCAUUCAAGGUCGGGCUAUCAAGUCGGUUUACUCCGUUGAGAAGCUCCUCGCAGAGCUCCGAGAAUCACUCGUACCGCUCGGAAGACUGGAGCUAGCAGAGCUACAACGACUGCGCGUGGAAAGUCUCAAGAGACACGAGCCCUUCGAGUGCAGUGAGAAUGACCGGCUUCCUCCGUGGGACUUGGCUUACUACAAGCGUCUCAGAAGCCUGGCAGCGAGCGUGGAUGAGGAAGCAACAUCGGAGUAUUUCCCGCUGGGGCCAACCGUCACCGGCAUGUUGGCAAUAUUCGAACCGAUCUUGAUGCUGCGCUUCGUAAAAAUUCCUCAGAACGAACUUGAUCGCGACUCCACAUGGCAUGAGUCUGUGGAGGUGUGGGAAGCAUGGGAUACUGAGGGUAACGACUUCCUCGGGUUUCUUUACUUUGACCUUCUUUGGCGCGAAGACAAAUACAAAGGCUCGCAGAACGCCAACAUUCACUGCGGUUUUCUUAAGCAAGACGGGACGCGAAAGGCUCCGGCUACCGCACUGAUGUGCUGUUUCCCUCAACCUACUGAAUCCACCUGUGCGCUUCUCAAACACAGUGAGGUUGUUAUCCUCUUCCAUGAGCUGGGGCACGCCAUCCAUGACCUCGUGUCUAAGACGAAGUUUGCGCGUUUCCAUGGAACAGGCCUCCCAGUGGACUUUGGUGAAAUGCCUAGCAUCCUGCUCGAAAACUGGUGCUGGAUGGAGGAAACCCUGAGCAAACUAAGCUGCCACUACACUACGCUGGAUCCUCGAUAUUUGGAUGAAUGGCGUGCUUAUCAUGUUGGAGCCCCUGAUCCGCCUGCCAAGAUCCCGAGUGACUUGUCGAAGCGGCUCAUCAACACCACGUAUCUAAACCACGGCCUCUACUAUCUUCACCAGUUGUCGGUAUCCAUAUUCGACAUGAAAAUACACAACCCAGCAGGCCCUGGCGAUAUCGCAUCCCUCGAGCUUACAAAGCUCUGGUACGACAUAAGAGAAGAUAUCGAGGGAAUGGACUUCACAGAGUCCCGCAAGAAUGGGCAUGGGCACGUCACCUUUGGCCAUCUUGUGAGCGGAUACGACAUGGGAUAUUAUGGCUAUCUCAGGUGA
This is a messenger RNA of Purpureocillium lilacinum, 1902 nucleotides long. The record is from RefSeq and is a predicted model, not a curated record. NCBI's taxonomy places the organism in Eukaryota, Fungi, Ascomycota, Sordariomycetes, Hypocreales, Ophiocordycipitaceae.